Messenger RNA from Aspergillus ochraceoroseus IBT 24754, 2339 nucleotides. RefSeq names its product putative Ste20-like serine/threonine protein kinase. NCBI's taxonomy places the organism in Eukaryota, Fungi, Ascomycota, Eurotiomycetes, Eurotiales, Aspergillaceae. Gene Ontology annotation, molecular function: ATP binding; protein kinase activity. The transcript has 4 exons. The record is from RefSeq and is a predicted model, not a curated record. Gene Ontology annotation, biological process: protein phosphorylation. The coding region runs from base 1 to 2094 and encodes 697 amino acids.
AUGGAGGGCCUGGUAGAUCCGGAAACCAUUUACAUGAAGCAGAACUGCAUUGUCAUGUCAAAGUCCCUAACUCGUGAUGCAGGUGGUGGCAGCUUCGGACGGGUAUACAAAGGUGUUGAUAAGCGCACCGGUACAUCCGUUGCGAUUAAGAUCAUUGACGUCGAAAAUGCCGAGGACGAAGUCGAAGAUAUUAUCCAGGAAAUCGCCAUCCUAUCCGAACUCAAUUCCCCAUACGUGACUAGAUAUCAUGGGUCGUACUUGAAGGGGUCGAGUUUAUGGAUUGUCAUGGAAUUCUGCUCCGGAGGUAGUUGCUCUGAUUUGAUGCGUCCAGGGCCCAUCCCAGAGGAAUACAUUGUGAUCAUUGUCAGGGAACUGCUCCGUGGGUUAGACUACCUGCAUAGCGAUAAAAAGUUGCAUCGUGACGUUAAGGCUGCGAAUAUUCUCCUUACGUCGGGUGGCCAGGUAAAGCUCGCAGAUUUUGGCGUCUCAAGUCAGCUAUCUGCCACCAUGACGAAGAAGAAUACCUUUGUUGGAACUCCUUUUUGGAUGGCCCCUGAGGUUAUCAAACAGUCAGGAUACGAUUAUAAGGCAGACAUUUGGUCUCUUGGUAUCACUGCAAUUGAGUUGGCGCACGGAGAGCCUCCAUACUCAGAUAUUCAUCCCAUGAAAGUUUUGUUCUUGAUUCCCAAAAACCCUCCCCCUACCCUACAAGGUGAUUACAGCAAAGCCUUUAAGAACUUUGUUGAACUUUGUUUGCGACGCGACCCUAGAGAACGGCCAUCCGCCAGAGAGCUGCUUGAGCACCCAUUCAUCAAGAGAGCGAAGAAAACGAACUACUUGACAGAAUUGAUCGAACGUUACGAACGCUGGCAGGCAGUCCAUGGUAAUAGAAAGGACGAUGAAGAUGAUGAACUUGUUCAAGAGACAAUAUCCAAUCCAGCAGGUACUGAGGAUGACGAUGAUCUUUGGGAUUUUGGUACUGUUCGCCCUGUCGGGCGACCACCAGGUUUGAAUCCAAUAAAGGUGACCGAUAUGAACAUCAGGAGUCAAGAAAAGAAAGAGCGGAUCAUCAAAGACGAACCUCGCAAGGAAAUGCCAAACCCCAACAAUCGUACACCGUCGUCGUUUGUUCAAACCAGACCCCCCAAUGUUGCUACUCCGAAAGCAUCAUCGCCGACUAAGAUCCCUUUACCUCCCUCUCCGGUGAAGUCAGCACACACCGAAGACCCUCCUCGGACGCCGUCCCAUCUUUCCAGAUCAGUGCCUCAUCAACCAAAGGAGAGUCCUAGUAGCGAGUAUGACAAAGCUCUGCAACAGUCUUUAGCUCAAGACCUGAGUUUCCUGCAGCUCGAUCGCUCUCCGGGAACAUCUAUAACAAAUCUAAUAGACCGGAAUAGCCCCGUCACAACACCAUUGACCCACCAGCCACAUGUUUCAGUGGAUGUACCAUCUCCCCAAGGGCGUAAUCCGGCAUCCUCGCCUCGAAAUAUAGCAGAGCAAAAUUUCAGAUCUGGAAUCGAUUCGCUCCCUCCACCUCCGCUAUUUUCUCAGCCGCAACCCCAGCCUCCGCGCCAUUCCCAUUCCCCUCCUCGUCCUCCUCCCACACCAAAGCAUGUGUCACCGCAGCCACCAUCGCAAGCACAUAAGCCCUUACAGUCACCUCUACCCAGUUCACAAAACCCUUCUACGAGUACAUAUUAUCCUCGGCCCCAGAAGACCCUUGAUUCAAAUGUACAUGAGGCAAAAAGGCCCCAAACAUCAGAAAAUAUUACGGCCCUUAACAGCGUUAUCAUUCCCGCUCUUAGCGGAGCGAUUCGCCGCCGCGCCCGUCGAGCAGAACUCCUCUCGCGCCCAGAUGACAUCCACCACCGUAAGGAGUCUGCGGAACUCCAGGCGCGGAGAGAGCAUGCCCAAGAAAUGAUAGAAUCGCUCGCCAAUGAUUUGUCUGGCAUUCUCGCUAGAAUCGAGCGCUGGGAUAAUGACGCACCUGUGGGGAUGGGGGCCAAUAUUCCCUCGUUUUUAGAAGGAUUUCUUGAAGAAAUUCUCGUUAGAAUCGAGCCUACUGAGGAAAGAGCGGGUACCAAACGACACUAGGAUGUGGUGGUUAUUUUGUUUAUGCUAUCAUGUCUUUUUUUAUUCUCCCUUUCAUCUGUUCUUAGAAGAGACAUCGAUGGUUUCAUCCGAUGUUCGUGUUAUCCAUGUGUCAUGUUUUUGUGGGACUCCCCCUUUAGGAAUUAGUGAUGGCCCUCUGCUGCAGCUGAAACUGGAAGAUCUUGAUGCACAAAGUGUUCCUCGUGUUUACUGGUUUUAUUCGCUGUGCUCUUUUUUUUUUUUUUUUU